AUGCUCAGAACGAACACGCUCACGGGCAUAUGCCGCUGCAGAUUGUCGCCUCACACUCUCGGCCACGUCCGCCGCACUCACUCAUCUCCAAAGACCGCCCUCCUCGAGGUCGAACGCAAAUUCAACGUCGCCGCCUCCCCUCGCCUCACAUCGCAGCUCGAAAUUGCUAGCAAGACCGGACCUCCGAGCCAAACAGUCCCGUGCAUCUCGAUCGGCAUCCUGAAUUUCAUUCCUCAGCCCGACGAGUUCAUCAAUGACCAGUACUUCGACACAGCCGACUCUCAACUCGUAUCCAGAGGGAUCUGGCUUCGUCGCCGCAGCACGUCGACCAGCGACAAGUCAGCCCCCGUGGUGGAAUGGGAAGCCAAGGUCCGAGUAGGAGGCGACUACGUGAACUCCGAAUUCGAGGAGAUAGUCGGGAAGGCCGAGAUCCAGGAAUUCCUCCAGCCACUCGAGUUUGAUCAACUGCAGCAGAUUGUCGACCUCGAUUCAGCACGGCAGACUUGGCUAGCACUCGAACCGAGGAUUGGCUCUGUGGAUUUUGGCGCCGCUUCUCAGACAGAGGUGAAGGUAGUGGUGGACACAUCGACGACAGAGAUACUCGACUCGCUCCCUGAUUCUGAGCCGCCGUUUCAUCACGUCGUAGGCGAACUCGAGUUAACACGAACCGUGCAGUUACUCGGACAGGGAGAGGAAGACAAGGCAAUGAAAGGAGAAGAGACAAGAAAGAUGAGCGAUGAACUGCAAGCGUUCAUGAAGCGACACGAGACCUUGUUCCCCAUGAGUCCGGCGCCUGUGGGGAAGCUCACGGCGUACUUUGCGUGGCGAAAGCAAGUCGAGGAGCAGCUGAAGAUGUCUAUGACUACUACCCAUUAG
Lecanosticta acicola is the source of this 876-nucleotide messenger RNA. The record is from the annotation of a GenBank genome assembly. Lineage: Eukaryota; Fungi; Ascomycota; Dothideomycetes; Mycosphaerellales; Mycosphaerellaceae.